CCGCAAGCCAUGCUAAUGUAAACUCUCAACGUUUGUUCACGUGACCAUCUUGUUCUAUCUAUUUAAUCUGCGUAGCCCAACUGCUGUACCUUCUCUACAGUCAUGGCUAGGCUGCUCCUUUUGUUUGCCUUCCUUGUGCUUCCAGCACUUGUUAGCUCACAAACCCAGUCCCCGUUCCGCAUUCACGGCCAAGUCUAUUGCGAUACAUGUCGUGCUGGCUUCGAGACCUCCAAAACAACUUACAUACGCGGCGCAAUAGUGAAAAUUGAAUGCAAAGACAGGAAGAGUUUGCAACCUAUGUACACCACACAGGGUGUGACUGGCGAAAAUGGGAAAUUCAUUUUAACAGUGAACAGUGAUCGCCAGGACCAGAUAUGCAACACUGUUCUUGUUAGCAGCCCAAUCUCAGAUUGCAGAACACCGGAUCCGGGUCGAAACCGAUCGGAAAUAAUCCUUACGGGGGACAAUGGUGCUGUCUCUAAUGUUCAUUUUGCAAAUCAAAUGGGAUUUCUCAAAGACAAGCCAUUGCCUGGCUGCGCUGAAUUGAUCAAGAAAUUGUUGUACUCUGAUUCUUAGUCAUGACUUGUUAGUACUUAACACUGCCAUUCUUCUCAAAUGUUGGUGUGAUUUAUAUGUAUUAUCAUCUUAUAUGUACCCUCUUCUUCUGAUUAAAUAAGAUUAUGUCACA
Tripterygium wilfordii is the source of this 688-nucleotide messenger RNA. RefSeq names its product protein DOWNSTREAM OF FLC-like. The coding region runs from base 103 to 576 and encodes 157 amino acids. The record is from RefSeq and is a predicted model, not a curated record. The transcript has 2 exons. Lineage: Eukaryota; Viridiplantae; Streptophyta; Magnoliopsida; Celastrales; Celastraceae.